AUGGCUGAGGAAAGCUACUCAAGAGAUAGUUUCAUCGUCGCUUUCACGUUUUCGAGUCUCCUUAAUCUGUUGGGCAACAUUCUCGUCUGCUAUGUGGUGCUGACAUUUCGAGACAUGCGUAUUCCAAUGAAUUAUCUGUUGGUAAAUCUUGCAAUCAGUGACAUGAUGGUUGCAAUCUUUAUGUCUCCGAAGUUCGUCUUCAGCCGCACGCUGAAUCACCCCGAGGGAACUGUUAGUGACUACGUCUGCAAAAUCUUCACGGGAGAGUCCCUUGCCUGGCCAGGAGCAUUGGCUACAGACUUCAAUCUGGUCUGUGUAACGAUUGAGAGAUAUCUGGCCAUCAACUUCCCCUACAGUGAAACAAAGAGGCUCAUUUUCAAAAAGCUCAAGUUCGUCAUUCCAGUCUGCUGGGUGUUCGCCUUCAUGGUAAACCCACCAAACUUUAUGUACUCCGAGUACAUCGAGAGUACCAAAGGCUGUGCCCCAGUGUGGCCGACGCCAAAUUUUAUAAAAUAUCACAGCGUAAUUAACGGCCACAUAUUCUUUGGUUUGCCUGCCCUGAUCAUGGGAGUGCUCUACACUCUUCUUAUUUAUCAACUAUGGUUCAAAAACAAAGAUGCCAACGCAUCUGUGUCUCAAAGAGCGAUACUGAAGCACCGAAGCCACACCACCAAGAUGGUGAUCACAGAGAGUUUGAUCUACUGCGUUUAUUGGUUCCCAAAUGGUUUUGCCUACAUCUACGUGGCCUUCUCAAACAAGCAGUUGUUCAGUGAGAUUCGCACCGCAUCGGUGCUGAUGGUUUCUGUAAACUCCGCCGUCAAUCCGGUGAUUUACAGCUUGCAGAGCCACCAGUUCCGCCGCCAUAUGGGAGCGCUGUUUAAAAGAUGCCGACGCAACAAAGUUGGCGUUCGUUUUAUUGACAACGAAUCAAACAUCACCAUUACAUAG
Stylophora pistillata is the source of this 948-nucleotide messenger RNA. RefSeq names its product neuromedin-U receptor 2-like. The record is from RefSeq and is a predicted model, not a curated record. Lineage: Eukaryota; Metazoa; Cnidaria; Anthozoa; Scleractinia; Pocilloporidae. Gene Ontology annotation, molecular function: G protein-coupled receptor activity. Gene Ontology annotation, biological process: G protein-coupled receptor signaling pathway. Gene Ontology annotation, cellular component: membrane.